This is a messenger RNA of Fusarium subglutinans, 1830 nucleotides long. RefSeq lists its product as uncharacterized. The record is from RefSeq and is a predicted model, not a curated record. The coding region runs from base 1 to 1830 and encodes 609 amino acids. The transcript has 3 exons. Lineage: Eukaryota; Fungi; Ascomycota; Sordariomycetes; Hypocreales; Nectriaceae.
AUGGUAGAGAGAAGUUUCCAAUACCUCCCAGUGCUCAACUUCACCGAUAGCCCAUUCAAACAGUUCACCAUUCCCCAGGACUGGCGAGCAUGGGAAGUCGCAUGGCUUUAUCGGCUGCCCGCCAUCAUCACGCAUGAUACGGUGCCCGCUAGACUGAUCGAGAAUGGAUGUAUCAUUGACAAUGUUGCCAAUUGUCAUAAAGCGUGUGGAAGCGAAGAAUAUAUGUUUUCGAAUCCCGCAACGCUAUGGAACUGCCUGACCUUGGCGACCGUUGCUAUGAUGUCUACCAAUCGCGGACCGGAUUCCAUAAGCAGCCAGACAUUGGAAGAAGUGGACAGAAAGUUCAAUACCGGUCCGCUGAGUGAGUUCUGGAGACUCGGGGCAUUACUGAGCUACGUCAAAUGUGCGCUACAGUCCUGUUCUGACUCCAAGUUCGGCGGCUGUCCGCCGGAGCUGUGGACGUUUCAAUGCCAAAUGAUCACAUCAAAGAACAUCAAGGACCUGGGCCGGAUCAUGAGUGCGGAGUACUGCGACAAAGCUGAUCCUGGGAUUGACUACGAUAUUGCAGGGCCUGGUAUAAUCGUGGCAUAUCUCAUCCAGUUCACGAUAGUCCUAUUCUUUGCAUUGUGCUACAAGAUCACCAAGACUUGGGUAAGAAACUUCACCCUUAUUUCGCUUCUUCCGCUCCAAGGGCCUGCUAGAGCCGUCGAGACGGCAUUUCACUGGCAAAAAGUGGCCACGAGGAGUAGUUUCGGUGUAGCAGUUGCCUCAACCCUGAUCGAUCUCCAAGAAGCUCAAGCUGUGUUUCUCGGUACUAUCUCAAUAGCCACUAUCAUCACAUUCUCAGGUUCUAGCGGAACAGGACUCGGUAACAUCAGUUCACUGCUCUCCUGGCUAACCAACAACCUCACCGCGAGGGGCAUGGUAUCAGCUGGAAUGUAUCCCCUGCUAUUCGUCCAGCUCAUCCUUCAAAAAACUCACAAUCGUUGGUGGUAUACGCUUGCGCUUGUGUUCGUCAACUGGGUUCUUGUUAUACUCAUUGCUCGUCCCCAGACUAUUGAUGAGCCUUCGUUAUUGAGACACUUCAAUGAGACCUCGCCUCUGGAACGUUGCGGGAAUCAUACUGGGCCUAGGACGUUUUGUCAGACGUUCAACAAGGCUGCGGAGAGAGGUUCUAGUUCCACUACUGGUGAAGAGGUUGGUCAUCUGGAUCGAGAUGCGGAGAGCUUCUUCAAGUUUCACUCUAGAAUACAGGCGCCAAUGCAUGUGAUCAUGGCAUUCCUGAUUUUAGAUUGGAUACUUGCCAUGAUGAGGAUGCAUCUCUUUGAGCGGGGCGACUGGUUAUCUCACAAAGCCCGUGCUUUGAUGGAUAGCUUGCCUUCGUGCCUGAAGUCGUUUUACACCCAGAAGCACUUCGUGCUCUUCACAGAAGCUAUUUGGAUCUCGAUGGAGGUCCUAACUAUCGUCAUGGGUGCAAUCGGCGUACAUGAGUUUGCGGCAUUUGUGCAUCUCCUCAGCGGCGGAGAAUCUGGCAGUGAGAGCAAGAUCGCCCUAUCGAAAUGGGGCUUCGGACAGCUGGUAGCAGUAUGUGUCUGGGUUCCUGUUAUCCUCAAAUUUGCUUGUCUCUUAGUUGAUGGGGCUCUGCCUGGUUGGAGAAAGCGGUUGGGCCAGUUCGUUGAGAUCACGCAGCGCAAAGAAACUGAAACUGAUGAGAAUGAUGUUGUUAUGGAAACUUUGCUUCCGUCUAGGCCUACCAAGAGGGGUCAGACGGACGAAGUAGAGGGACGUACUUUGACGGCGAGACGGUCUUGGGGUAGAACAUAUGACUAG